AAAAUGAUGCAUCCUGUUGCCAGCAGUAAUCCAGCUUUCUGUGGCCCUGGCAAGCCUUCCUGCCUCAAUGAAGAUGCCAUGAGAGCAACUGAUCAGUUUGACAUAUAUUCCUCCCAGCAAAGCAAAUACAGCCACACAGUCAGCCACAAGCCAAUGGUUUGUCAGAGGCAAGACCCACUAAAUGAAACACAUUUGCAGCCUACAAGUGGCAGAAGCAUAGAGAUAAAAGAUGAACUAAAGAAAAAGAAAAAUCUCAACCGAUCUGGUAAGCGUGGCCGGCCUUCGGGAACCACCAAAUCAGCAGGAUACCGGACCAGCACAGGCAGACCUCUGGGAACCACCAAAGCAGCAGGAUUUAAGACAAGUCCAGGCAGACCUUUGGGUACAACUAAAGCUGCGGGAUAUAAAGUCAGCCCAGGGAGACCUCCAGCAGGAAAAAAGCAGCAAGCCUUCAGGUGUUCCAGUGAUGCCUGACACAAUGAGCUGGACUUUAUGCUGCUCUUUACAGUAAGAGGUGUUGCAUUGUAUGUGGGGACUGUGUGUGCACUGGCAUCUAAGACAGUGACCUCAACAAUACUAGCUUUGCACAAACCAUAGAGAACAAUGUUGGAUGACUACAUAAUCAGUUGUAACAUUCUGGCAGCUAAAUUGCUAUAAGAGCUUCUUGCAGAAGCUUAAAAUAUAAAACUUUUAAUAAUUUACUCAGAACAGUAUAACUUCUGACACACACAAAUGCUUGCAUCUUUAUUCAUAUGUUCAUCAUCUACUUUUUUAUAUGUCUACUUUAUAUGUCUGUCAUUUUACUGUUUUUCAAGAUGAUGUUCAGCAGUUGGCUGCUUCGAAAUCUCUACUUUGAGCUAAUUCCUGAAGGCAGUUGUUUAACUGAAUGUUAGAAUAAUAUACACCAUUGUCAAGGAUUUGAUUGGAUGUUGUGCUUUUAUAAGUUAAUUUGAUAUUUCCCUUUCAGUUUAUUUUCAUUCCUGAUUUUGUUAUACAUACCCUUCUUUUUCUCCCCUGCCCUCUCCUACAUAUAUUCAUUCCCCUUCCUCCACCCUUCAGCACAUCUUCUCAGUGGUGCUGUGCUGUGUGUCAGAAUAUAAAGCAGGUGUAUUAUUGUGUAAUGAAUUUUGUAUACAUGUUUAUGGAAUGAUGAAAUCAACUAAAGGAGGCAUGUUCAUAACAGUGUUUAUUAUCAGGAGCUAUCUCCCGGGGUGGGAGGGAGGGAGAUUAACUUGCUACAGUUAUGAAUGGAUAACAUCACUUAAAAAGUUUAAUACACUGUUCAUGUGAGCACUUACCUGGAGUAUUAGAUCUGUACACUGAUGAGCGUCUCCUGAUAUCACUUACUUUUCUCCUUGUGAACAGUUUACUGGUGCCAUGCUGAAGAGAAAGACAUCAAAGUGAUAACAUGAAUGAAGUCUUAAAAUAUAAGAUAUUUUUACUUCAAUAUAAUCUAAAGACUACAUUGUGCAUCUUUUGUAAUUCUGUCUCUUGUCAUGAUAAACACUGAAAUAGCAUGUUAAACAGUUGCCUAUACUUUAAUAUAAUCAGUUGGGGAAAACUGGCCUUUUCCUUCCACUUUAUGAUUGUUCCUUGAAAGGUAAAUUGCUAAUUUUAUACUGUGUAAUUCUGUUCUUCACAAAAUAGGUUUCACUGUUGUGUAUUAAAACUGUUGGUCAGAAAAUGAUCUGCUAUUCAAGUAAGUUUGCUUUACUGUUUUCUUUAAAAAAUAUUUUAACAUGCCUUAUUUAUUGUUGUCAUAUUAACAAAUAAAGAGCUAAUACAGAUGAAAUUUUCAUUUUUUGACAGAUAUACCUUGCAUAACUAAUCUUUAGUAUGGGAUGAUUUUGAUAUUAUCUUUGGAGUUUUGCACUGGAUAUUUUAAAAAAUAUAUUGGCACAAUGUAUUGGAAGAAAAUAAGUAGUAUCUGGUUUAAUUUUUAAUAUUUGGGGACAUUUUUUAAAUCGAUGUUUCAAUUAGACGAAAAAUUCUUUAUAUUUUUUAUUUACUUUUUAAAAGAAACAUCUGUCAGAGUAAUGUUCAUUCCAAACUGAUGUUUGUGUGGAUUUGCUUGUAUUUUUUCAUGAAAUUAGAAUAGAGUUUCUUUGAAUAAAGGAGGAAAAAAAAUAUUUGGAUCCAUUUAUAUGAGGCUAAAGGUGAUCCAUCCAGUGUAAGAAUAACCACAGUGUAUGAGCUAAAGGGAAAAAAGAAAAUUUCUCCUUUAUAUUCUUAAGAAGCUUUAAAAGAGCAAUUCAGAGGAUAUCAAUGAUAACUGCUACUCUGUCAGUCAUUGUCUCUAUAUGCAGUAAAAUUUUAUGGUCCCUUUAAUAGUAAAAUAAAAGAAUUCACCACAGUUCUCCAAAAUAUUUUUUUCCUUGGACAUGAAAAUUUUUGAUGCUAUUCUAUUUUUGUUCUUAUUAUAGCUUAAUUAUAUGCUAUUAAACUCUCUAGGAUGUAUCUAAAUCUUUCCUUUGCUUUUUUCUCCUAAUCCCUCUAGGUAGAUAAAUCUGUACUCUCACAUAAAAUGUAUUUAAUUUUUGGAAAAUUUAAUGCUAUAGUAAAUCAGGUGUAUGAGUUAAUCAGACCACUUUGAUUCUUUAAGUUUUCACAAUUUACUUUUUCCACAUGUAAUUUUGGAAAAAAUAAUUACCAAUUAACUGAUAAUAAGCACGCUGUCCUCUGCUGUAAAAAGUCUGAAUAGAUACUGUGUAUGUUUUUAUGUCCAUGAACUUGAGCUACUCGUGUGCAAUUAUGUGUAUGGGAAUGGAGUAGUGUUCAUGAUUUGUAUCAACAUCAUCAUAUGGAUGUAUAUUUAUUAAUAAAGUCAUUACUUUAAAACCAA
Carlito syrichta (Philippine tarsier) is the source of this 2842-nucleotide messenger RNA. It is a transcript of the gene CUNH5orf24, whose product is annotated as chromosome unknown C5orf24 homolog. Bases 4 to 474 code for a protein of 156 amino acids. The record is from RefSeq and is a predicted model, not a curated record. NCBI's taxonomy places the organism in Eukaryota, Metazoa, Chordata, Mammalia, Primates, Tarsiidae. The transcript has 2 exons.